UUCCUGCGCUCAGUACAGACGUGGAGUGUGUGUGUGUGUGUGUGCUGCGGGAGACGAGAGACGCCAUGAGCCUGAGGACGCUGCUGCUGUGUGUGUGCGCGGUGUGUGUGUGUGUGCAGGGCGCGGAGGACGGGGACGGGAGGAAGGAGUGUUACAACUACGCAGGAGGACAUGUCUACCCCGGAGAGGCGUCCAGGGUCCCGGGGUCUGAUCACUCCCUGCACCUGAGCAAGGCCAAGAUCUCGAAGCCGGCGCCGAGCUGGGAGGGCACCGCCGUCAUCAACGGAGAGUUUAAAGAGCUGAAGCUGUCGGACUACAGGGGCAAAUACCUGGUGUUCUUCUUCUACCCCCUCGACUUCACAUUCGUCUGUCCCACUGAGAUCAUCGCCUUCAGUGACCGCGUCCAUGAGUUUCAUGCCAUUAAUGCUGAUGUCGUGGCCUGUUCGGUCGACUCACAGUUCACACACCUGGCCUGGAUUAACACACCCAGGAAGCAGGGAGGACUCGGGCCGUUGAAGAUCCCCCUGCUGUCUGACCUCACACACCAGAUUGCCAAGGACUACGGAGUGUAUCUGGAAGACCAGGGACACACACUUAGAGGUUUGUUCAUCAUUGAUGAUAAAGGUACACUGCGUCAGAUCACCAUGAACGACCUGCCUGUGGGACGCUCGGUGGACGAGACACUGCGCCUGGUGCAGGCCUUCCAGUACACUGAUAAACACGGAGAAGUUUGUCCAGCUGGCUGGAAACCUGGCAGUGACACAAUUAUUCCUGACCCCUCAGGCAAGCUGAAGUACUUUGAUAAACUGAAUUAAUCUCCAGACAUCGUUGUGUGUUGCAUUAAAAACAGAAGAUUUUGAUAGACGUGUGUUUUGUUCAAAUCAAUGUCCUGAUUUUUAUACAAAAAAAGUAAGUGUGUGUGAGCAAUCUGUACAAAUCUGUUCAUUUCAGUUCUGGUUCUCAAACAAACAUAGUUACACUACACACACAUUUUUAUAACUGACUGGAUAAACACACACACACACACACACACACACACACACCUCAGUGAUAUGGAUGGUGUUAAUGUCCAAUGAUGAUAAAAUAAAACUUGUCCUGGUCGUUUUGGAAGAA
This is a messenger RNA of Clarias gariepinus (North African catfish), 1113 nucleotides long. It is a transcript of the gene prdx4, whose product is annotated as peroxiredoxin 4. NCBI's taxonomy places the organism in Eukaryota, Metazoa, Chordata, Actinopteri, Siluriformes, Clariidae. Gene Ontology annotation, biological process: cellular response to stress; response to oxidative stress; cell redox homeostasis. Gene Ontology annotation, molecular function: thioredoxin peroxidase activity. The transcript is spliced from 7 exons. The record is from RefSeq and is a predicted model, not a curated record. Bases 66 to 815 code for a protein of 249 amino acids. Gene Ontology annotation, cellular component: cytosol; endoplasmic reticulum.